CCAAACGGCAGCAGCUGUGAGUCUCUGCGUCUCUCCAUGAAGAAUGGAUCAGUGUGAGGACAGAGAGGAGGGAGCCCCUCCCCCAAAGACCACCGACAGGACCCCCUCAGGACCUGGACCUGGACCAGGCAGACCCCCCAAAGCUCAGAGACCUGGACCUGGACCCAGCUGUGUUUCCAUGAAGACUGAUGACUCCAUGGACUUUCCUAUAGACUUCAAACAGGAUCGUUCAGAGUCAGUGAUCCAUCAGAGACCACAGUCCUCUGGACCUGAUCCUGGACCCAGUUGUGUGUCCUUCAGCAGUGACUGGUCCAUGGAGAACCGACCAGUCUUUUCCACAGAGACAGUGGAGCAGCAGAGCUCAGAGGUUCCCACUGGUCUACAGGAUCAGACUCAGCUGGACUCCAUAUUUAAGCUGCUGGAGGAGAACAUCUGCACUUUUGUCAAGAACGAACUGAAGAAGUUCCACCAGCUUCUGAGUACAGAUUACCCAGAAUCCUUAGAGAAUCUGAGUGAUGAGGAUGAAGAGCAGAGGAGGAGCUCAGAGGCUUUUCUGAAGAUCACACUGAACUUCCUGAGGAGGCUGAAGCAGGAGGAGCUGGCUGAGCGUCUGCACAGCAGAAGUCGGUUUGGAGUUCAGCGGAAACUGAAACGUAACCUGCAGCAGAAGUUUGAGUGUGUGUUUGAGGGGAUCGCUAAAGCAGGAAACCCCAAAACCCUCCUGAACCAGAUCUACACAGAGCUCUACAUCACAGAGGGAGGGGCUACAGAGGUCAACCAGGACCAUGAGGUCAGACAGAUUGAAACAGCAUCCUGGAACCCACACAGACCACCAACAACCAUCACAUGUGAAGACAUCUUUAAAACACCACCUGACAGAGAUCAGCCAAUCAGAACAGUGCUGACAAAGGGCGUGGCCGGCGUCGGGAAAACAGUCUCCACACAGAAGUUCAGUCUGGACUGGGCUGAAGACAAAGCCAACCAGGACAUCCACUUCAUAUUUCCAUUCACCUUCAGAGAGCUGAAUGUGCUGAAACAGAAGAAGUUCAGCUUGGUGGAACUGGUUCAUCACUUCUUCACUGAAACCACAGAAGCAGGAAUCAGGAUCUUUGAAGACCUCCAGGUGGUGUUCAUCUUAGACGGUCUGGAUGAGUGUCGACCUCCUCUGGACUUCAACAACACUCAGAUCCUGACUGAUGUUACAGAGUCCACCUCAGUGGAUGUGCUGCUGAUGAACCUCAUCAGGGGGAACCUGCUUCCCUCUGCUCGCCUCUGGAUAACCACACGACCUGCAGCAGCCAAUCAGAUCCCUGCUCAGUGUGUUGACUUGGUGACAGAGGUCAGAGGGUUCACUGACCCACAGAAGGAGGAGUACUUCAGGAAGAGGUUCACAGAUGAAGAACAGACCAACACAAUCAUCUCCCACAUCAAGACGUCACGAAGCGUCCACAUCAUGUGUCACAUCCCAGUCUUCUGCUGGAUCACUGCUACAGUUCUGGAGGACGUGUUGAAAAUCACAGACAGAAGACAACUGCCCAAGACCCUGACUGAGAUGUACAUCCACUUCCUGGUGGUUCAGGCCAAAGUCAAGAACAUCAAGUAUGAUGGAAGAUCUGAGACAGAUCCACACUGGAGUCCAGAGACCAGGAAGAUGAUUGAGUCUCUGGGAAAACUGGCCUUUAAGCAGCUGAAGAAAGGAAACCUGAUCUUCUAUGAAUCCGACCUGACAGAGUGUGGCAUCGAUAUCAGCUCAGCCUCAGUGUACUCAGGAGUGUUCACAGAGGUCUUCAAAGAGGAGAGAGGACUGUACCAGGACAAGAGGUUCUGCUUCAUCCAUCUGAGUGUCCAGGAGUUUCUGGCUGCUCUUUAUGUCCAUCAGACCUUCACCAACACUGGAGUCAAUCUGCUGUCAGAAGAACAAACAUCUGUUUGGUCAAAACUAUCAAAGGAUUCCUAUGUCCAGUUGUACCAGACCGCUGUGGACCAGGCCUUACAGAGUCUAAAUGGACACCUGGACCUGUUCCUGCGCUUCCUCCUGGGUCUAUCACUGCAGACCAAUCAGAGUCUCCUACAAAGUCUGGUGAAACCAACAGGAAGCAGCUCAAAGACCAAUGAGAAAACUGUUGAGUACAUCAAGAAGAAGAUCAGUCAGAAUGUGUCUGUGGAGAGAAGCAUCAACCUGUUCCACUGUCUGAAUGAACUGGAGGAUGGAUCUUUGAUGGAUCAGAUCCAACAGUACCUGAGAUCAGGACGUCUGUCCACAGAAAAACUGUCUCCUGCUCAGUGGUCAGCUCUGGUCUUCUUCUUACUGUCAUCAGAAAAAGACCUGGAUGUGUUUGACCUGAAGGAAUACUCUGGUUCAGAGGAGGUUCUUCUGAGGCUGCUGCCAGUGGUCAAAGCCUCCAACAAAGCUCUACUCAGUGGCUGUAACCUGUCAGACAGAAGCUGUGAAGCUCUGUCCUCAGCUCUCAGAUCCCAGUCCUGUAGUCUGAUACAUCUGGAUCUAAGCAACAAUGACCUGAAGGAUUCAGGAGUGAAGAUACUGUCAGAUGGACUGAAGAGUCCAGGAUGCAGACUGGACACUCUCAGACUCAGUGGCUGUAACCUGUCAGAGAGAAGCUGUGAAGCUCUGUCCUCAGUUCUCAGAUCCCAGUCCUGUAGUCUGAUACAUCUGGAUCUAAGCGACAAUGACCUGAAGGAUUCAGGAGUGAAGAUCCUGUCAGAUGGACUGAAGAGUCCAGGAUGCAGACUGGACACUCUCAGAUUGUCAGGAUGUCUGAUCACAGAGGAAGGAUGUUCUUCUCUGGUCUCACCAGGGCUCAGUGGAUCUGGGAUGGACCAGGACUCUGAUGGAUCUGGGGUGGACCUGGACUCUGGUGGAUCUGGGGUGGACCUGGACUCUGGUGGAUCUGGGGUGGACCUGGACUCUGAUGGAUCUGGGGUGGACCUGGACUCUGGUGGAUCUGGGGUGGACCUGGACUCUGAUGGAUCUGGGGUGGACCAAGACUCAGUGGAUCUGGGACGGACCAGGACUCAGUGGAAACCAAAGUUUAAAGUUUGA
Sphaeramia orbicularis (orbiculate cardinalfish) is the source of this 3061-nucleotide messenger RNA. Its product is annotated as protein NLRC3-like. Lineage: Eukaryota; Metazoa; Chordata; Actinopteri; Kurtiformes; Apogonidae. Bases 44 to 3061 code for a protein of 1005 amino acids. Gene Ontology annotation, molecular function: protein binding. The transcript has 11 exons. The record is from RefSeq and is a predicted model, not a curated record.